Messenger RNA from Rosa rugosa (rugosa rose), 1539 nucleotides. RefSeq lists its product as uncharacterized. The transcript is spliced from 9 exons. Lineage: Eukaryota; Viridiplantae; Streptophyta; Magnoliopsida; Rosales; Rosaceae. The coding region runs from base 158 to 976 and encodes 272 amino acids. The record is from RefSeq and is a predicted model, not a curated record.
UUACUGGUUCGUUCCUGGAACUCAACGGCCGUGUGUUGAGGCAGACUCUGAACUCUCUGCUCAUGUCAGUGCAAAUUUCAAGUUUGGGUUUUUCUGAAAAUUUCUGAAACCUCUGAACCCACUUUCUUCAUUUCCUGGUCCCCCCAAAAUCAUCUCAAUGGCUUCCUGUAGCCUAGGGACAUCAUAUACUAAAAUUACAAACUUGAACUUGGGUAGAACAAGAGUUGGGAUUUCACAAUCUUAUGAUGCAAGAACUUGGAUACUGCAAAGACCGCAGCUUUACUCAGGUUUAUCAAUAUCAAGACGAUCAGAGAAAGUGUUACAUGUGCGCAGCGCUCCAUCUUUAGAAAUCAUAUCUGCUACAAAUUUAGAAGAUGGUUCUGAAGAGAGUGAUUCUGGUUCAGCAAGCCCGCGCAUUCCAAACUUUGAUGAGAUACAGUCUCUGCUUACAACAAUAUGCGAUACAAGUUCAGUUGCAGAGGUUGAGUUAAAACUCGGUGGAUUUCAGUUACAUGUGGUGAGGGAGUUGACUGAAGAAGGUAGCACUCCACCUCCUCCAAUUCCUGCUCCUGUCAGUGCAAGUACACCUGCUGAAGCACCCGAAUCAAAUGGAUCAGUUCCUUCACAAUCUUUAGCUAUUACUAGACCAGAACCUUCUUCAAGAGAUAUCCAAACAUUAUUAGAUAAAGCUGCUGAUGAUGGCUUGGUGUUAAUUCAGUCUCCACGAGUGGGGUCAUUUAGAAGAUCUCGAACAAUAAAGGGAAAGCGUGCUCCUCCAUCAUGUAAAGAGAAACAAAUAGUGAAAGAGGGCCAAGUGAUUUGCUACAUCGAACAGCUAGGAGGAGAGCUUCCAAUUGAGUCUGAUGUGGCCGGGGAGGUCAUCAAGAUACUACGGGAAGAUGGUGAACCUGUUGGAUAUGGUGAUGCUCUGAUUGCAGUUCUCCCCUCGUUUCCUGGGAUUAAGAAGCUUCAAUAGACAAUUGGUUUGAUAUUUGUGUACUGGAAUAAAGGAAGAUUUGUUCCAAUUUUUUUUUUUUUUUUUGCUCCGCUCAAAUUUAUACUUACCUUUUUUACUGUAUGGCUUUUUUUAACUGGAUGUUUUUGAAUGAGCUCUAUACAUGAAACUGGAUUGGAACUGGCAUGUAGAGGCUUUUACAAGUACCAUUUCCACUAUCAUACUGAUUCUGCUGCCUCUUGCAUGGAGCUAAUUCUAGUAUGCUACCUUGCGGCUCAGCUUGUCUUUCUUGUUUGCCUUAGACCGACUGCUGUUGGAAUUAGGUUUCUUGCCUUGCUCUCUGCUUUUGGCAUUGUCAAAUGAGGGGAGGUUAUGUUGAGAUUUCAGACAAUCGGGCGUGCUUGUUUAGGAUGUGGUAGAUUCGUGUAUAUUGUAUCAAAGUGCUGAACUGCCGAUACAUUAAGUUGACUAGUCCAAUUUAGAGUUAGACUGGCUUCAUGCAUUAGACUAAUUUGAGACCUCUCUAUUGUUGUAUUGAAUAAGUCUACAUUUGUAUAAAUUUAUGUCUAUUUGACGUAUCGGUA